This is a messenger RNA of Eimeria tenella, 1860 nucleotides long. RefSeq lists its product as uncharacterized. The record is from RefSeq and is a predicted model, not a curated record. NCBI's taxonomy places the organism in Eukaryota, Apicomplexa, Conoidasida, Eucoccidiorida, Eimeriidae. Bases 1 to 1860 code for a protein of 619 amino acids. The transcript has 14 exons.
AUGCCUAGCCCCCCAAGGGAGCGUCAGAGUCCCUCUCGCUCCAGGGGGUCUCACGCGGGCUCGUGUAGGGGAGACCCUGGGGGCCCCCUCUGCUGGUCCUCGCCCUCGCCUCCGUCUACCACGGAUGUUUCCCGCCGUGGAAUCAGUCCUGCAGGAGCUAAUGCAGCUCAUCCUGCUACUCAGGGAACUACCUCAGCUAUGCACAGGUUCCCUGCUGACGUGGGGGGCCCAAGGGCGGAUUCCAGGGGCCUAGCGAGGGGGCCCCAAGGGGGGUUCGCUGCAGAGCCCUACUCCUACGAGGAGCCAACCCGUGCAACCACUCCCCAGGCCAGCGUCAAAGAAGACGUGACAAGUACCCUCAACCUCAGGGGAGCCCGACGGGGCAUUCAGGGGCAAGCGGUUUUCUCGCAAGUUGCUGCUGACCGCGAGGUGUAUGUCCACCUGACAGACGCAGAGUCAGGCAGCAGCGCAGAUGAAGGGGAAAGGACCUCCCCGGGGUCGCGUUUUAGGGGGUCUCCGCGAGGUUAUCAAGGGAGGCCUCGUUGGGGGCGGGGCCUUGAAGGCUGGAGGUCCCGUUUGGAAAGGAUGGCAUGGUGGCUGAGUCUGUACUUUAACCUAAUACGCCGGCGGCUUGCUUUGGGCCUGAGGUUUCUGGUUUUUUGGAUUAAGACUAACGAAAGGCAGCUGAAGGUACUCCUCUACACCGCAGGGCUUCUGGUUUCCUCCACUGGAAACACCAUAGCCUUCAAGCGCAUGCUGGACAAGAUGCCGAACUAUUCGGGAUUUUUGAACCAACUCACAAACUUCGUCUUCAUCCCGGUGUUUGCGGCCUUCUGCCUCUACCAAUACUCAGUCGGGAAGCUGUCGCAGGAAGUGCUAAGCUUUCCCAAAAAGAACUUCGCCCUCAUGGGGUGUCUCGACGGGGUUUGCGGCAUUAUGUCGGUCGUAGGCGGCGUCCAUACUUCAGGGACAGCGCAGGUGGUUUUGUCUCAGUUGGGUAUCCCAGUGAUGCUUAUCCUCUGCCGCUUCAUGCUGGGCAAGAAGUACAACGCUAUCCAGCACUUGGGGGCGGCGGUGAUUAUAUUUGGUGUCCUAGUUGUUGAGAGUCCCGGCUUGUUGCACCCGAGCAAAGAAGACAGCAGCAAUAUUCCUUUUUUCAACCUUUUAUUUUUGUUGUCUAUUCUUCCCAGCAGCCUGUCAUACGUGGUGAAGGAGAUAGCUUUCCGGGGCGUCCAAAUGAACACUUCAUUUCUGCAGUUCUGGGUGGCCCUCUUUCAAUUUUUUGUCGGGUUUGUCCUCUUGCCGCUCACAUCUCUUCCACUUCUCGGAAAGGAGGUUGUUCCUUUAGGGGAAUUGUGGAACCGCUUGCUGGAUGGCGGCAAAUGCCUAAUUGGCACGGACACUAUUGUGCCGCCUGAUUGUGGCUUCCUCACAGGAGUUCCCUGUGAUUCUUGCCAGGGAGCAUGGAUUGAAGUUUUCGUUUAUGUCUUGUUCAACUUAAUAUACAAUGUCUGCUCGAUGCUUGUUUUGAAACACUGUGGAGCCACAGUAUUGUUCCUCGUGAUGACUGUUCGCCUUCCGUUGACUUCAAUGGCCUUCUACUCUCCGCUGAUUGUGGGUGACAGCGCGGUUCCGGCAAAGGCCACGGACUUCUUUGGUCUGCUGAUUUUGCUUGUGGGCCUUCUGGCGUUCCGUUUGGGCGGACACAAAGCAGCGAGGAGAGACGGCGAAGAUGGCGAAGAUGAGGAAGGGGAAGGCAGCUUGGAUCAAGACAUUACAGCAACUGCAGAGGUUGCACAUGUGCACAUCAAGGUUCUCGCCAGCGACCCAAGCAUUCGAAAUGACGGAUACUUCCAGUAA